CUUUAUACUGAUUGUUCAGUUUCACACUUCACACCCUUUACUCAAUGCCUGAAAGACAGCGGCAAACAGUAAGGGCUACGACGCUUGCACAUCAACGUGCUUUGAUACCUUCAUCCUUUAUGGAUUUCCCUCUUCAAAGAUUGGUGGCAACUAUUAUAUUUGGAACUUUACAAACAAUCAAGAUCUUUUACGCAUUUCGAACCUACACAGCUACUUACCCUGAACAAUACAACGGCAUCUUAUUAUGGUGGUGGUUUUUGGAUGCAACCUUUAUUUUUGUAUUAUAUGUAUUCCGGAUUCCUUGGUUACAGUUCUCUUCUUUGAAAUCCAUUCUUUUAGUGAUCUUUCUGUCAACCAUUGAUGUUUUGAUCUUUGUUGGACCACAGUUUCUCUUCGGUGGUGGACUCAUCAAGCUAUUAUUAGGUGAAUCCUUGGGCAAACAACUCAGUGUAUCGCGCGCCAAAAUGAUUGAUAUCAAGGAUGUUAUUUUCGACCCUACGCAUAUUUUGGGAAAGCAUACUGUACAUAUUUUACCAUAUGGUACUGCAAAAUUAAAUCCUAAUGAUGAAUAUUUCUGCUUAUCGUCUAACGAAGUGGGGAAAACUGAUAUAUAUAUUCCUAUUGUGCUGAACAACACGAUCCCAAAAUCAAUCUCGGUAUCACGAUACGACUUUGACUCUCAAAGAACCAACAAACACAGCUACUCUGAAGAUAAGAUUCAACGAGCAACAGAAAUUGGUCAGGGAAGACAAGGUCUUGAAUACUACUAUAUACGUGUCAACAAACCUGGUGCUUACUCAUUAGAUAAAAUUAUCAGCAAGGAUGGUGCUCAUGUUCGACUUUACUCUAGAAAUGCCUUUGUAUUCACUUGUCCUAUGGCUCGUCUUCAAGCUUCUGGCUAUUCGGAUUAUUGCAAAGGUGAUAAAGACUCGGUACAAUUGGAUGUAACAGGUGUGCCACCUCUCAAGGUUGAAUAUACUCGUCGCAUUGGUAGUUCUGUCUCGGAUUUGAAAUUGGAUCAUAUUCAACCUACUGCUCCUUCCUUUGACUCUCCAUUGACUCGUUUCACUGCUGGUUUACAAGAUGCUGAUCCUUCAUUCUUUACUCCUUCUUAUCAUACAAAUUAUGAUUGGGCAUCUCGUCAACUUCUUUCUAUUCAACUCAACUUAACAUUCGAUCAAACACAACAGUACGAAUAUCAACUUAAACGUGUAGUGGAUGGUGCAGGUAAUGUGGUUGAUCUUUCAUCCCUUCCUAAGCAAGUGUUCACAGUCCAUGGUCCUCCUUCUAUCCAAUUCACUUGUAAUGUAAAAGAUCCAGUCAAGUUACUCAUCGGGCAAGAUUCUGUUGGUGCACCUAUACAACUUAAAGGAUCUGGUCCUUACUCUGUGUCCUAUGAAUAUGUCAGUGAUGAUGCAACAAUGGAUACCAAGAAAGUGGAAACAAAGCAAAUCACAAUCAAGAAUGAUGGUACCUCUACAUUAGAAGUGAAAUCUCCUGGUGAAUAUAGACUUAUUUCUAUCAGUGAUCAAUUCUGCAAAGGUGAUGUACUCUUCCCUUCUACUUGUCAAGUGAUUCAACCUCCUUUACCUUCUGUCAAGUUACAACAUACUCCUAUUCCUUCUGAAUGUUCCAGUGGUAGUGAAAUUGGAAUGCGUUUUGUUGCUGAUUUCCAAGGUGCUCCUCCUUACACAUUGAAAUACUCUGUGAUCAAGAAUCAUGGUCGACGUAAACAAACUGUGGAUCGACAAAUCUCAACUGAUCGUUCUCGUCAUAUUUUCACUUAUUUGCCAACAUCCAGUGGUGAUUAUACAUAUGAAUUCAAGACAUUGAUUGAUGGUCAUUACACUAAGGAUCCAAAGAUUCCACCUAUCAAACAAACUGUUCAUCCCCAACCUGAUGCCAAAUUUGAUGAAAAAUUAACUAGUAAACGUACUUGUUUAGGUGAAGAAAUGAAUUUGUCAGUCAACUUGGCAGGUGCUGCUCCAUUUACUUUGGUCUGGGCCUACGAUAAGCAAGAACAUUCUGAAGUUGUCACAGGUGAUCAUUAUGAUAUUUCACUUCCUCCAUUUGAAACUGCUGGUCGUCACAUUGUCUCAUUGAUCAAGAUUGAAGAUGCAAAUGGAUGUAGCAAGGAGUUAGAUUCUAGAGAUGUUGUGAUUGAUGUUCGUCGUGAUCGCCCCAUGGCUUUCUUCUACUCAGAAAACAAACAGGACAAAACGGUGUAUAUCGCGGAAGGAGAAACUACCAACUUACCUUUACGUCUGACUGGUGAAGGACCAUGGGAAAUUACCUAUCGUCAUAUUAAUGGCAAGAAUGACAAUACUUACACCAAAUCAUUUGUUGAUCCAAACUCUGAUCUCACUGUCAACAAGGUUGGCCGAUAUGAACUAUUGACGGUAACUGAUUCUAUCUGUAAAGGUGAUGCCUUACGACCUGAUUAUAUUGUACAAUGGAUGGAAAGACCAGCAUUGAUUAUUCCUGAAGAUCAAGCCACUCUCCUUGCCAACGAUGUUUAUGAACGUCCUGCUAUCUGUCAACAUGUGGAUGAUACCAUCAAUGUCAAGUUUACUGGCCAUGGACCCUUUACCUGUGCAUACGAUACUUUCCGUCGCGAUCUCACUGUUUCUUCAAGUAUGUUUAGCCGUCGUGAUAAUGGCAUCAAGCUGGAUCCUCAAGAAAUGACCACUGGUCUGACCAGUACUCGUAUUCCUCUUCGUACAGAUGUUGCUGGCAAAUACAAAUAUGUCUUCAAUAAGUUAUCUGAUCAACGAUAUCAACAUCCCUUCACACCUUCUCCAUUAGUGCAAUUGGAACAAACUGUUCAUGCAUCACCUACUGUCAAAUUCUCUGGUAAGCCUGCCACAGUAUCGUCCCCUCGUAUGAUGUGUGUUGGUGAAACGUUGACGUCGGCUGAAGAUCCUAUUUGGGUGGAAGCCACAGGUCAAGCGCCUUUUACAGUCUCUGUUCGAGUGAGCCAGCAAGAUAGCAAGGAUUAUAUUGUAUUGAAAGAUAUUGAAAACUCUCGGUUUGCCUUGGAUUUACCUGGUGUUUUGGAAGUCUCAGGAAAAUAUUAUGUGGAGUUGAUCCGAAUUCAAGAUGCGAAUGGAUGUUCUUCUGAUGUGGAUGGUCUUCCCAAUACUAUGAUGGUGAUUGAUGCUCUUGGCAUUGCAACUAUUACUCCUCUUGAUGCUUGUGGUGAAGUUUGUGUGGGUGAUCAACUAGAAUAUAGUUUAUCAGGCGAAGGACCAUUUACCAUUGCGUACGAAUUUAAUGGUCGACAAGAAAAAGUGAAAUCACCUACUACCAAAUUAUCGAUGAUUGCAGAUAAACCUGGUAACUUGACGAUUCUUUCUGUUGGUAAUCAACGUAACAAAUGUCAAUCGUUCCCCAAACAAUUAAGAAGUGAAAUCCAUCAAGUGCCUUCAUCUCUUGUCAGUGGUGGUCAUGAUAUCAUUGAAAGUAUCCAAGAUGGUGAUAUGGUUCAGGCUGUGGUUGAUCUUGUCGGUACUCCUCCUUUUGAUUUUGAAUGGCAACGUAGUGAAUUGGUUUGGGAUCAUGCAAGAAAACAUCAUUAUAAGGGUAGGGUGCUGGAAAGUCAUGUUGUUCAUGGUGUCAAUGAAUAUCAAUAUCAUAUCAAUACUUCCAUUGAAGGUGUUAUAGAGGUGGUUAGUAUCAAGGAUCGUUAUUGUCAAUAUCCCCGUGCAUAAACUUUUUUUUUAUUUGUCAUUUUUUUUUUUUAUUUUUUUUUAGUUUUAUUAUUCUUCUCCUUUAUAUAUUUAUACAUUUUUA
Molecule: messenger RNA, 3792 nt
Organism: Halteromyces radiatus
Lineage: Eukaryota; Fungi; Mucoromycota; Mucoromycetes; Mucorales; Cunninghamellaceae
Exons: 8
Coding region: 45-3710 (1221 amino acids)
Biological process (GO): nuclear pore organization; protein import into nucleus
Cellular component (GO): nuclear pore transmembrane ring
Molecular function (GO): structural constituent of nuclear pore
Source: RefSeq, a predicted model, not a curated record